Hypoxylon fragiforme is the source of this 1779-nucleotide messenger RNA. RefSeq lists its product as uncharacterized. Bases 1 to 1779 code for a protein of 592 amino acids. Gene Ontology annotation, cellular component: small-subunit processome; box C/D methylation guide snoRNP complex. Gene Ontology annotation, biological process: box C/D sno(s)RNA 3'-end processing; rRNA methylation. The record is from RefSeq and is a predicted model, not a curated record. Gene Ontology annotation, molecular function: histone H2AQ104 methyltransferase activity; RNA binding; rRNA methyltransferase activity. Lineage: Eukaryota; Fungi; Ascomycota; Sordariomycetes; Xylariales; Hypoxylaceae. The transcript has 3 exons.
AUGGCGCCCGACCUUGCAAAUCGUGCUGUUAACGGCAAUACCAUCACGGCCCUCAGCAGAUGGUCUAUUCUAGACAAAAAGUUACCUCCUAUCGAUCGAAUUAGUACUAUUCACGUCUACGACUUCGAUAAUACCUUAUUCCAAACACCUCUCCCGAACCCUAAACUAUGGAAUGCCUCGACAAUUGGCCAACUAGGACGACCCGACAUAUUCAUCAACGGCGGCUGGUGGCACGAUUCGAGAAUACUGGCUGCGACCGGCGAAGGCGUUGAACAUGAAGAGAAGCGCGCCUGGGAGGGCUGGUGGAACGAGAAGAUUGUCGAGUUGGUUCGGCUGAGUAUGCAGCAGGAGGAUGCCCUCUGCGUUUUGCUAACGGGACGUUCCGAACAAGGGUUCUCCCAACUGAUUAAGCGAAUCGUUGCAAGCAAGGGCCUAGAAUUCCACAUGAUGGGGCUAAAGCCGUUUGUUGGUCCCAAUGGCGAGACCUUUGCGAACACCAUGGACUUUAAGCAAGUUUUCAUCAGAGCCCUGUUGUCAACCUAUAGAGGAACUAAGGAGAUACGCAUCUACGAAGAUCGUCCAAGACAUGUUGAAGGGUUUCGCGACUUUUUGGCCGACCACAACAAACAGAGGGUCAGCCAGAGAAGAAAUCCCCUUGUCGCCGAGGUCAUUCCAGUUGCCGAGCUUUCUGCUACUCUUGAUCCUGUUGUCGAAGUAGCAGAAGUACAACACCUUAUUAACGUUCACAACGCUCUGGUCCAAGAACAGGGAAACCGAGGGAAGCGCAUGGCUAUCAAGAAGACCGUCUAUUUCACUAGCUACAUGGUCGAAUCGGCUGACUCUGCGCGACUCGUCAGCACUCUACAAACAAUGGUAUCGGACCUCGUCGACAUGAAGUAUCUUGCUAACACUAUACUUAUCACUCCGCGACCUUGCCCGAAAAACAUAUUGGAUAAAAUAGGGGGCAUGGGUUCCAAGAUGAUGUGGGAAGCCGUUGAUAUUGGCUCCUUUCAGAAUAAUCUCUGGGCAGCGCGUGUAAGACCUGUUCCUGCUAACGCGCAGUACCACACCGAUAAUCCAUCGCCGGCUGUUGUGCUGGGUUUGAGAAGAGGGGCCCGCCCACCGGAGGUGAACAGAAUCCGCAAUUGGCAGCCGAUUCCUCUUGAUAAAACCUUCAUGUUCGAGACAACAGUGGGUGAAAAGGUGAUGCUCCGCAUUGAGACUGAGCGUCAAGAAAAAGAGACGGACGAGUAUGAAGACCGAAGAGAUGGUGUAUAUCAAUCUAAGGUCAACAACAAGCGGAAAUACUACAAAGAGGACGAUCGACAGCCACGCCAAAGUAACGGAAACUUUGGCAACAGCGGUCGUGAUUAUCAUAAUCCAACUCACCAGGGACGAGGAGGAGCUGAUAACCGCGGCCGUGGUGGCUAUAGAGGCGGUGGCGCCCCUCGAGGUGGCCGUGGCGGCGGUAGCAGAGGAAACUUCAAAGGCCCCGGUAGAGGCGGCAAGGGAGUUCAUGGUUAUCGGUCUCUAGACGACGUAGACCGGCGAGACAGCAACCAGGGAGGGUUUGGUCCGUCAGCUGUAUCCUAUGAUGACAGCUUUCCCAACUUGUCAUCUGGCGGCCCCCCGCCGCCUUCUCAAUACCCUCUGCCACCACCGCCAACCUAUGGCCAACCCUUCCCACAACAACAAACGCAAUGGCAAGCUCCCGGAAACACUUCCACGCAAUCGCGUCCCAUGGGCGCUCCCGGCCCGGAUCUGCAAAAUUACUAUUAA